CAUCAUACACGCGUUGUACAUUUAUUUGGUCCUGCAUGUUUUGCUUCCGUGUGGGAACAACGCUCUUGUGACUUCAUUGGUUAGGAUUUACAUGUUGACAUUUCUGUGUGAAAUGGGGAAAAAUACUGAACCGUCGGUAGCUAUAUAGUUGGUAAAAUAACAAAUUAAUUUAAACAACUUGCAGCUAGCUAGCUACACUGUGAACAUGUCUAUGUACGUUUGCGUUUGAUGGCAUGCUUUUUUUGAUUUAGUAAGUAGCUAGCUAGCUAACAAAAUGUUAACCAGGCUUGGAGUUUUUGGUUAUAUGAACAUUGUCAAAACACUUUGCACUAGUACAAAUAGGUACCUUCAAGGCUUCGCCUCAGAUAAUGAUAUAAAGAAAUUUAUUAUAGAAAACACUGAGAUAGUAAGAAAGCAUAACUUGACCCCAGAAAUCCAUUUGAGACUGUUCACCCCAAAUUGUCGGUUUUGGCAUGCAAGACCAGAACUGUGGCCUUUCUCUGACCCAUUCUGGGCAAUAUACUGGCCAGGGGGACAAGCACUCGCCAGGUAUCUAUUGAGUAACCCUGGAGUGUCACAGGGCAAGAGAGUGUUAGAUCUGGGGUGCGGCUGUGGAGCCUCUGCUAUAGCUGCCAAGUUCUGCGGUGCUUCUCAUGUAGUAGCCAAUGACAUCGACCCUGUUGCAGCCAUCGCGACCCAGCUGAACUGUGAGCUGAAUGGCCUGAACCCCCUCCCUUGUGAUACGGAGAAUUUGAUUAGUUCAGAGCCCGAGGAAUAUGACCUCAUCCUCCUGGGAGACAUGUUCUAUGAGGAGGCAUUGGCAGACAGCCUUCACAGCUGGUUAAACUGCUGCAUCCAGACCCACGGGACACAGGUCCUGAUAGGAGACCCGGGGAGGGCCCAGUUUGAAGGACACGGCAUCAGGAGGCUCCUGCGUCAGGAGGCUCAGUUUGAACUGCCUAAAGCUGUCAGAGAGGAGAACUAUGGACUGACCUGCAGCACUGUGUGGCGCUACCUGCCUGAACUCUGACAGACAUCUUUCACAAACCCAUAUUUGUAUGUGCUUUAGAGCAUUCCUUCAACUGUUGUUGUUUGUGACACUUGACAUAUGAUUGUGGAAUUGCUAUCAGCAAGUGCCUGGCAUUGACUCAAUUAAAACUUGUCAAUCUUCUUUGCCAUGAAGUCAAAUGUACUGUUGUUAAACAAACACCUCUUUUGACAUCUGGGGCAGCAGGGUAGCCUAGUGGUUAGAGCGUUGGACUAGUAACCGAAAGGUUGCAAGUUCUAAUCCCCGAGCUGACAAGGUACAAAUCUGUUGUUCUGCCCCUGAACAGGCAGUUAACCCACUGUUCCUAGGCUGUCAUUGAAAAUAAGAAUUUGUUCUUAACUGACUUGCCUAAUAAAAUAAAGGUAUGCUUGAUCCAUUUUU
This is a messenger RNA of Oncorhynchus kisutch (coho salmon), 1429 nucleotides long. It is a transcript of the gene etfbkmt, whose product is annotated as electron transfer flavoprotein subunit beta lysine methyltransferase. Gene Ontology annotation, biological process: peptidyl-lysine trimethylation. Gene Ontology annotation, molecular function: protein-lysine N-methyltransferase activity. Gene Ontology annotation, cellular component: mitochondrial matrix. The coding region runs from base 275 to 1030 and encodes 251 amino acids. The record is from RefSeq and is a predicted model, not a curated record. The transcript has 3 exons. NCBI's taxonomy places the organism in Eukaryota, Metazoa, Chordata, Actinopteri, Salmoniformes, Salmonidae.